ACUAAAUCAGUCAGUUUCUUUUUAAGCUUCGCCCCAAUUGGACGUUUUCGCAAGGACUUGGUCCCGUUGACUGGUCACCUGCCAGCAAUAAACUCGCAUUCCAUUUGACAUUUCGGUAAUUUUGCACACGCUGUAAAUAUUUGGUGCACAAGAAGGAGCAAAAAAAAAACAAAGCGAAAAGUAAAAGAAAAAACAAAGCAAAAAAGUAGAAGAAAAAUCAAAGUCAAAGCGCAAAAGCACUCAAUAUAAAUAUUAUAUGAGAACAGUACAAUAAAAAGCUGCAACAAAAACGCGCUUUGUGGCAAAUGAAAGAAAUCAGGGUCACGCAUGGGCGAGAAAAAAGUGAGUUGGCAGGCAAGCAGGUCCUUAAAACCAGACCAAAACAGCAGCCAACAAAAGCACCACAAAUGCACAGUUACUUGUGUAAAGUAAAUAACUGCAACUAAAAAAGUGCAACGAAAACAAAAACAAACCAUCUAACGGUCAGUGAAUACGAUCAAUGCCAAGUAUAAGAAAAACGAAAAUCAAAUAAUAACAGAGAAGUGCGAGCACAGAAAGGCAAACUAAAGUAACAAAAAAUAGCAAAAGUAUCAAAUGAACAACAAAUUGUAUGGAAGGAAUGUCUGUCUGUCUGUCGCCGUUUGUGUGCGCAUUGUUGUGGCAUAUAAUUUAUAGAAAUUGAAUAAUUUAAAGUGUGUAGGCAGUUGUGCGGAUGGCGGAGUGUGCAUUAAAAAGCAACACAAACACCAACACACAGACACAUACAUACAUAUAUGCAGCAGCAAUAACGAUAGUUGAGGCAGCAACAGCAAUAAUAGUUGAGGCAACAACUUAAGUGCAGCAACAACAAUAGUAGAACAAUCAUACGCCCAGUCGCACCUCAGCGCCAUUUAAGAAGCUGUGCGCGCCAGGGCGACACUUCCACAGUGUCUUGACGUACUAAUUCCACGCAUAACAAGCACACUGCUGUCGCUUAAUGAGAUUUACGUUAAAAAAAAUCUAUAAAUUCUAUACAAAGAAUUUCGUGCUAAUUCCCCUCACUGUGAUAUAACUUAUGCAGCAGAACAUAACCUACCAAAAAAAAAAAAAAUCAACUUAAAUACAAACAAACUACUUUUAGUACCUUAAUAACAUAAUAAAGGCAACAUUUGAGCGCGCCCACAUAUUUACUAACAUACAUAUGUACAUACAAAUAUAUAAAGCAUAUGUGUAUAAAAUUAUAUAAACUAUAAGAAGAAAGUGACAACCACUCGACUUUUAUGCGCAAUUUGUCGUUUGAUUAUAUCUUACAAACACACAACAACACAAAGCACUCCCACACAUAAGCAUUGUUCAGCUCCGUGUGACGAAAAAAAUAGCAAAAAAAGUGGAAAGUGGAAAUAGAAUAGAAUAGCAGUAAAUUUCCAUAUUAAACAUCACCAGUGCAAGUCACUUUUAAGUGGCGCCCCCAGCUAACAGCGGCAGUCUCCAGUGUCGUCGAGCGCAAGUGAGCAGGCACUUCACUUCACCUCUCAUCGCCAAGGAAUCGCAAAACUUGUUGCCGGAAACUUGUCGUGGUGCGGAUAAGGACAAUGGAGUCGCAACACAAAUCGGUUUUCAUGCUACUCUUCACUCUAUGCCUUACAUUAAGCGCUGCCCUCGAAGAGGACUGCAUUGAUUUCCAGGGUAAUUCCGUUAAUCAUGGCAUGCUGUAUGUGCCCGGACCGGGCGUCUGCAGUCUAUGUGUCUGCUAUCACUCAGAGCCACUUUGGUGCAAGGCCAUCUACUGUGAUCCACCCUAUUUCUGUAAAAAUUUCCGUGUAGGCGAGCGCUGUUGUGAGUUCGAGUGUUUAGAUCCGCCCGGAGAGGAUAAUAAAUAUCAGGAACGCAUGCGAAAGCGGGCGGAAAUACUGGCUGGCAAUAGCACUGCAUCGAUGCAUCGCAUCACUCCACUCGCCGUCUCCACCAUAGUGUUUACAGUUAUAACAAAUAGCUUUUUGAAUUUAUAACUUCAAGCGAAAGGCGAAAUCACAGAUGGUGGUUGGUGGUGGUGAAGCGCGGAAGAGGUGUUGAGAGCAAAAUGUGGCGAAACAAAGUAGAAACGGAAAGCGCCUUAUUCGUGUGUCUGUCGCUGUGUGUGUGUGUCUGUAGAGUAGUAGAGCAGGAAGUCGCUGUCGGUGGUGGUCUAACAAAUUUUUGCGCAAAAAUUCGCGCAUAUUUACUAAGCUAUAUGUAGUACGUGCUAACAUAUAUGUACAUACAUACAUAAAUAUUUAUGCAAGUAUAUGGAUUUAGCACAUUUUUUUACAUACUUCAAUAUAACAAUAAAUUAGAGCAGAGGGUAAAAACAAGCUUAGUGGGAAAAUUAUGAAAAAUUUAUGAAUAAAAAAUAAUAAAAACUGAAUAUU
Messenger RNA from Bactrocera tryoni, 2387 nucleotides. RefSeq lists its product as uncharacterized. NCBI's taxonomy places the organism in Eukaryota, Metazoa, Arthropoda, Insecta, Diptera, Tephritidae. The record is from RefSeq and is a predicted model, not a curated record. The transcript has 7 exons. The coding region runs from base 1572 to 1988 and encodes 138 amino acids. Gene Ontology annotation, cellular component: membrane.